AUGCCGCCAUCAAGCUAUGCUGCUCUGCAGCCCCCAAACGAAGAGGGAGAGAAACCAGUAACCGUACUGGUCACUGGAUUUGGUCCAUUUUUAGCGAAAGUACCCAAGAACUCUUCCUGGGAUAUCGCUUCUACACUUCCAGCUCUGAUACCAAAGUCACCCAAAAACCAAACUCCGAUCAACAUACACGUUCACCAUGAGCCCAUCCGCGUAGCAUAUAACACUGUCGUCAAUCUCGUUCCCCAGCUUCUUCCACCGGCCAAUCCUCUCUAUCCCUCCCCAGAUAUUGUGCUGCACAUCGGUCUAGCAGCCGGACGAAACUACUUCGCCAUCGAGCAAGGAUCCCACAGUCAUGGGUACGGGAAGAUUCCGGACGUAGACGGCCAACGAUUCGAAGACUCUGCAGCAGAAGAGCAUUUCCCAUCUUCAAAAUACCCACACAAACUAAAGACUAGCUUCGAUACAUCUGACGUCCUUGCGCUCUGGAAAGUGAACUUGGGAAACACAUCUGCCAACGGCACUAAAAACAAUGAAGGAUGCACUGAUGUGCGCAUCAGCACCGAUGCCGGAAACUUCUUGUGCGGCUUCAUCUACUACAACAGCUUGGCGCAUUAUUUUAAUAUCAAGGAGGAUGAGAGACCCGUCAUUUUCCUACAUGUCCCUGAUUUGAGCAGUAGUGAGGAUAAGCUAAAGGAAGGAUGGGAAACUACAGUCGCUUUGAUCAAAGCGCUAGUCGAGAGUAGACAGAAAUCAGGCGGCAAGGUCGUCGAUGGGGACAAGAAGGAUGGAGAACUGGAGAAUGGCAAAAAGGAAGAGCGGACGGACAAUAAUUUUGUAUAA
Molecule: messenger RNA, 840 nt
Organism: Alternaria postmessia
Lineage: Eukaryota; Fungi; Ascomycota; Dothideomycetes; Pleosporales; Pleosporaceae
Exons: 2
Coding region: 1-840 (279 amino acids)
Biological process (GO): proteolysis
Source: RefSeq, a predicted model, not a curated record